Peronospora matthiolae is the source of this 312-nucleotide messenger RNA. Lineage: Eukaryota; Oomycota; Peronosporomycetes; Peronosporales; Peronosporaceae. The record is from the annotation of a GenBank genome assembly.
AUGCGUCGAAAGACGUCGGUCGUGCACGGCGGGCACGGUCUUUUCAAGCAGACUGGUCGCAUGGAUCCCGGGCCGUCCUCGGAACAAGCAACCGCCACGCCCGGCAGACCGGGGAGGAUUGUACAAGGGGGGCGUGAGGAAGAACCUCUUGCCAACCGGGAGCCGGAGCGACUUGACGAGACGGUUGGAUUAGGUUACAAUGCUAAACUCACCGAGUUCAAAUGCUCGCAUACCGGGUCAUCAGCCGGCGAGCGAUCGACCAGCGGUCGGUCGGCCAGAGAGCGUUUGCGGGCUACAUUCGGUGCCCCCUAA